AUGAAUUAAUAAAUGUUGUGGAGAAACAUCGUGGCAUCGGAUAGAAAUAUACGUUUGUUUUUCUCACAUGGUUUGUUAGCAUAAUAUAUAAUAUUGAGACUAAAGAAAAUCUGUUGGUGUCCAGGACAGUUUUUAUUAGAAUAACAGAGAAAUUGCUGAGCCAUAGAAAUACAAGAUUCGAGCGACGAAAACGAUAAUAAAGAUGAUGAUUUACCUGCCGUUUUCGAACCAAAGGUUACAGAAGCUGUAAAAGAAACAAUGGAAGCUGAAAAGGCUCAGUUCAUAUUUACCAUCCUUUUGACAGAACCAGAGUCAAUGGAGUUGGAUAAGAAGCCAUCCGCUGAAAGAAGAAAUAACUUUUUUUGUACAUUGAACGUGGAAAAGGUGCCAAUUUCUGCAGCUAAAAGUGACGAUAACGGUUCGUUUGUGUAUAAAGGGAAUCCUAAGAAAUACUAUUUCAAAAAUGACGAUGGCAAUGUACAGAUUGCACAUAAGUGUGACCAGGGCUGGUACAUUUCAGAACGUCGAAGUUGUGCAUCUCGGACACCAAUAUAUGACCAAACGAUAGUACCUGCUGCAAAAGUUUCUCUCUUAUCUAGAUGUUAUCGAAAGAGCAAGGUGAAUAAUUUCACAAACCUAAUAGCAACCAUCAAGAAUAUGGACAGUGCAGAAAUGUGGCCUUCCUAUUACUACUUAAAUAGAUGGGAUGAUGGCAUUGAAGGUGAAUUUAUUGUACCUAGACAUGGCAAUGCCAAAAAGGCAACUGCUCCAGCAUAUUAUCGAAAAGAUCCAAGCGUUUUUGACAAAAUUGAUAAUGGAUUAGAAAAGGGAAUGUCGAAUGAUGAAAUAUAUCUUCAGAUAAACAGAGAACCUGUCGAAUCGGUUAGCGAAACAUUGCAUAAGCUAGUCAAAAAUGAAGGCAUUCUUUACAACAUAUGUUUCGAGAAAGAUCGUUAUUCAGCAAUGAAUAUUAUGCCACACAUGCUUACUGACUUAAAACGUUUUUGUGUGGACGAUGACGGUGUUUUUACUGUGAACACAACAUUCCAGGUUGCUGAUGGAUUAUGGCUUACCGACUCCACUUAUCCAUACAAAGCGUUAAUUGAUGGUAAUGGGAAACAUCCAAAAUUUCGUGGACCCAGUCAAUGGCACUGGAAAAAAGAUACAGAGUCUUAUCGAAGGUAUAUGGGAGAAAUUUGCCUCGUUAAGCCUGAGCUGAGGAACAUUCGAAAUGUGGGGCAUGAUUUAGAUGCUGCCAUUGCAUGUGGAUUAAACGAUGUAUUAAACGCUCCCAAUCACUUCUGGUGUACCGAACACCUUCAAGAAGCUGAUACGCGUAAACUUAGAAAGUUAAAUGCGAACAACCGUACUGUGGACAGAGUCAUGGCAGACAUUUAUGGGACACAAAACGAAAAUGUCCUCGAAUUCGGAUUAGCAGAUGCUGAAGACGAAAACGAUUUGCUGGUAAAAUUGGAAAGUUUGGAAAGUACGUGGGAAAGCCUAGUGCCUUCUUUUUAUACAUGGUUUAAAAAGUGCAGAUUUGAAGUAUUUGUGGAAUGUCUUGUGUUGUCAGCAAGAGAAAGUAAAGGAAUAAAAGGGAGGUAUUACUCCAAUGGACUAGAAUUGAAACAUCGCCUAUUAAAAAAGAAACUUAGUGACAACGAUAUUGAAACUGAAAUUGGAGAAGUUUCCUUCUACCUUGAAAAAUGGAUUACUGAAAACUUCAUCCAUCAAAUUAACAGAGAUUUUUAUGGACAAGGAAAAUACAGAUUAGGUCCGAGAUAUCAGCAAUUUUUUCGAGAACCUACGUUAUUUUUGAAGUGGUCGAAAGAACGCCAAUCUUAACAUCUAGAUUCUUUCCUAAAUUUUACUGCAAAAGCAUAGUCAUCUUACGUGAAGCCAAGUAACGCAGGUCAAAAAGGAAAUACAAAGGCAGGUCAAAAAAGAAGAUGUAAUCUUCCUGAACCACAAUUCUUUUCUGAGCGAUCUUCAUUUGCAAUCGACACGGAAGUAACAUCAUCUAACCACAAAAUAUCACCGGUUAAAAUUAGCAAAAUUUCAUCAACAAAUUGGAAAGUUAAAUCGUCUGAAAUCACAACGAACGAUAUCUUCAAUCCAGAUAGAAGACCCACGAAACAAUAUACAUUUGUUCAUAAAAAUGACAAAAAAUCAUUUCCAACAACUGUGCAGCGCUGUCAAGAAUGUCGUAUCAGUUUCAUGCCCCAAGAUUUUGUAGCCGUAAAAACAAAUUUUGAUCGCGAAUAUACGGACAAAAACGGUCAAAAAAAGAAAUCGUUUGGAAACGUGUAUCUUCAUUAUAUCACUACGUGUCUAAAAGAAUUUGAUCAAAACUUCAAUUUCAAUUCAAUAAACGUACCGAAAGGAACACAGAACCAUCUCAAACCUUUGGAGAUACACAAGCUUGAAACAAAAGGCUGCAACAUCGAGUAACUUACAUGUAUACAAACUCACAUGUAUAUUUAGUUCUAUUCAAUAGGGUUUUUUAUACUUUUGUGACUUUGUUUCUUUUAUAUUAUGUUAUCUUUCCAAAUUAAGUUGAAAUAACUGCUUAAAACUACAACUUCUGUGCAUUUAAGUCAAUAUAAAGUCAAGCUAUACUAUAUAUAGUGGGGCUUUUUCUUUUAACAUUCUUCUAUUUUGUUAAUAUCUGUUCAAAUCUACUCAUUUUGAAACAUGUAGUGUGUGAACAUAUUUCAUCUUUGUUCAAGUUAUAAUCUUAUGCUUUCAAUAUGAACGUUUUUUACUUGAAACAUGUUACAUUUUAUUUCAAAAAUAAACUUUAAUCCUGAAAACACUAUUUUCGUUCUGUUCUUUUUGUUUCCAUAAUUGCCGUUAGGCGAAAUAAAUAACUAAAUAACUUAAGUUGAUUAAUUAUCGCGAAUUCCGCGACUUUUAUUCAUAUUUUUGAAAAUUAAUCUUCGCGGGAUGCAUUUUAUUGGACCUCGUGAAAACAACUUAAAAGUAGCUAAUUAGCAAGAACAACAUAAAGUAUCAGAAAAAAGCCCUGGGAACUAGGUGCCCUUUUAUUUAUCAUAUUUGGUAAUUUAAAGUCAUGAAGUGUUGUGCAUAAAAAUCACAACACCUUUGCGCUGCUGUUGCUGCCUUCUCUGGAGUAAAUUGAUAAUAACUGCUGGUUCUCUGAUAGCAGUGUAAAAAAACAGCUGGUUCUCUUGUGGUUACUUCAUAAUACUGGUGAUUCUCUGGUGGUUACUUCGAAAUACUGCUGGUUACUGUUGGUUACUGCUGGUUCCUACUUUUAGUAUCUACGUUUGUAUUUUUAUAUUUUACGAUUCUUAUAAGAAGAAACUUACUUUUUUUUAUAGCGUGCACACAGCUUUGAAAACUCUUAGGGCUGUUUCUGUGUGCAUCAAGUUGUAAACGUAUUUUACUUCAGAAUGUAUUAUUUGCUACUUACUACUAGCUACUUACUUCAGCUAGCUAUAAGUUUCUUAAAAUGUUUUAAGCUCCAAAAUGAUAUUAAUUCAAUGUAAAACCAUAGUUGAAAGACUAAGAUAAGGACUAAAUACAUACAUGAAAAUCCAUAACAAGUAACUAGUGUAUAACAACCAACACAUGUGCGAUAAGACUCAAAAUGACAGAAAAAAUCAGCCAAACUUUGGCACGGAAAGCAAAAAAUGCGCCUUUUGCGCAAAAAUGAAUAAACGGCGUGCCAUCAAGCAACUUUUCGUUCCGGAAGUUGUGUUUCAAAGACUAGCCACCUAAGGUGUGAGUCAACAACUUGUACAGGAAUAUGAAAUAGGUUUAUCUUAAGCUAAACUUGACUACACUGUAAUAAAUACAACAUUAUGAGAACCAGGUCUUAGGACACUCUUUUAAAAAUCAAUGUCGACCUCUUAUGUAAUCUCGCAAAUGAAUUGGCUCCGCGUAAAAGGUUCACCAAUGUGUUUAUUUUUUUUUUCCGGAGACAAAGACUAGCAGUUAUUUGUAUGUACAGAUGUUUUUACGCAGUAAAAAAGGAUAACAUUUUACUUGUGGUGUAAUUCAAAUUGACAAAAAUUUUUCUUGUCUCCGGAAGAGCUUAUUGAAAAAAUUUUUUUAUUUCCUCGAACAAAGCUUAGUUGAUCAAUACAGCAGGCUUGAAAUUUCCUCUAAAAAUAAAAUUCUGAUCCUUUAAAUACACAAACCAUAAUAGUAAGAAUAAAUUUAUUUUUCUAAGGAGCCAAAAAAUGCCUAUAUUUGGACUAAAAAUGAAAUUUUGAAAAAUUUGACGUGAAGAAUUCCGCCAUUUUUAAAAAUAGCGGAUAUCUCAAUUUCCACAAGGAGGUUUUAUGGGCCUUUCUUUGGUGGUUUUACAUAUCAUAACGAAGGUUUGUGCCAAAUUUCAGCUUGGCAUCAUUUUUUCCAGGUCAUGAGCUUGAACGACUGGAAUAAUAUAACCGAGAAGAAAGUUAUUUUCUUUUAGCAAAAAAAGAGAGAUAUAAACAAGCAAAUAUUAUUACUAUUAUUAUUGUUGUUAUUGUUAUUGUUAAUAACACACUCCGUUUCUAACGUUUUCUUAAAUUUUUAGUUAUUGUAAUAAUAACUGUAACAGCAGCGAGUUCAACUCUGUCUUCACUCUCUAAAGACAUUUUAUCGAAAGGAAAUUAUCAAAAAUCUGUUCAAUUUAUAUUAAUGCUAAAUUUCGACAAAUCGAAUUCGAUUAAUUGGAUCGUGUAUCACCGCCUUUAAGCGGACCUCUAGGAUAGGUCAAAAUCGGAAUAUUCAUUUUGUGUAUAUUUUGUAAGCAGCAUCUUCCAUGACAUACAGUCUAAGUUGUUUUAACAAUUUUAAUCUCUGGCUAGCUUUCUUAUAAACUUUGUCGAAAUUAUUAUUUAAAUUCAAAUAUCUGUCAAAAUGAUUCCGAGAUACUUAUAUUCUGAUACGUUGUUAAUUUUUUGUCAUUUAUAAGAUAUAUCGAGUUUCUUAUUCGUGUUGUUUAAGUGCUUUGCUGUUCUAAACAGCAUCGUUUCUGUUUUACCCUUCUUAAGAUUGAUAAUUAGUACAUUGUCAUCGAAAUACUUUGCUAUUAUUUCUAAAUCCUUUUCUAGUUUAUAUUCAACGUCUUCCUUCGUUUUUCCACUGACAUAAAUAGCUGUGUCGUCAGCAUACAUUGUCACUUUGCAUAUUUCGAGACAGUGUGGAAAAUCGUUGAAGAAAAUUAUAAACAAUAGGGGGGACCCAAAAUAGAUCCUUGGCGUACCUCACUGAACAAAGGCUUUUUCGCUGAGACUACAUCAAUUAUGGAAACAACUUGAUUUCUAUUGAAAAAAUAACCCGCAGACCACUGAAGUUCUACACCGUCAAUUCCAUAUGCGUUUAAUUUAUUCAGCAGAAUGCUAUGUCCUAUGGUAUCGAACGCUUUUGUUAAGUUGAUGUAGACUACUCCUACCAUCAGACCAGUAUCAAUUAAUUUUCGAAUGCUAUCAAAUGAGAUAGUCGAAGCAAGCUUUGUUGAUCAGUGAUGUCGAUAUCCUAAUUGUGAAUUUGUCAACAAAUCAUUUGAUAAGUUGUCAACUGAGAGUGGAUGGCUCGUUCAAGAAUUUUAGAAAAUAUCGGAAGUAUGGAAAUUGGCCGAUAGUUCAUUGGUAAUUUCAUAUCGCCAUUUUUAUGUAUCGGUACGAUUUUUGCUUCUUUCCAGGUUGAUGGAACAACUCCAGUUCUAAUUGACAUGUUAAUAAUAUAAGCAAGAAGUUGUGAUAUGAGCUUCGCACAGUGUUUUUAUCAUGCCUGGUGGCAGUUCAUCUAAACCCGUAGAUUUAUUGCGCUUAAGAGUUUUUAGUUGUUUCUCAACAAAUAUUUUCGAGACGUAUGUAAAUUCAAAGUUUUGUUCGUUUUCUUAACAACAGGUAUUUUACGCCAGACAUAAUCUGUAAUCGAGACGAAUUUUGAUUUCAGUUGUUUCGCGAUGUUUCCAAAAUAAUCAGAGAAUGUUUUGGCAGUUUUCUCAUUGUCCUUUUUAUUAACAAUUUACUUCUCGAUUUGGACGGGAAUACACUUUUAUUGCGUCCCAAAAUUUUCUGACAUUGCCUUUGUUCUCGUUAAUUAGGUUGCGAUGGUAUUUUCUUUUCGACUCUUUAAGUUUACCAUUGCAUUUAUUUUUUAAAGUUUUAUAUAACUCAAAGUCCUCUGUUAACUUUGUCUAGAGCUUUUCGUAGCGCCUGAUCUCGUUUAUCCAUAAGUUUUCGUAAGUCUGCUGUUAACCACUGGGAUGGUUUAUCUCUCACUAUUUUGGACUUGUACGGCGCAUGCAAAUCAAAACAUUUUUAAGAGUCGAAGUAAAAAUACCAACUACAGUGUUCACAUCAGUACAAUUAUACAAUAAAUCCCAGUUAAUAUUUUUAACGUCUGUUGCGAGUUUAACAUCAUCGUAGUUUUUGUAAUCACGGGAAUUGACCGAUCGAGAGAAAUACUUUUUAUUGUUCAACUUUCUAACACAACCAAUGAGGUCAUGGUCCACAAUCGAUAAUGAUUCAACCAAAACAGUGCUAAUGUUGGAAACGUUAUUUGUGAUAAUAAUGUCUAUUAGCGUUUUGAAGACUCCGUAAUUCUGGUCGCUUUAGAAAUGAUUUGUUCAAAAGAAUUCAAGGUGAUAAUAGAUUUUAAAUCUUUGUUAUCGGCUGAAUUAAGGUAGUUAGCCUUCAAAUCUCCCAUGAUGAUUAUCUUUUUUUGUUGUUUUUGAGCUGCAAUUAGCGACUCAUUGAACGAAUCAUUGAAAUGUUUUGAUAAAUGUUUUGAACUAUUUGGUGGUCUGUAAUAGCAAGUAAAAAGAAGUGAUUUCGUAUUUUUUAUAAAAAUUUCUAACCAUAAACAUUCCGUGGUAUCGUUUUCUAAGUCCGAUCUUCUUUUCCAAAUCAAGCCAUUUUUAACAAAAAAUCCGACCCCUCCUCCUUGUCCUUUACUCCUAUGCCUUGAUAUAAACUGAUAAUUUGGGAUUUCAAACAAACUUUUUUCUGAUUCAUCGUUAAUAUGAGUUUCUGAUAAACCAAAAAUAUCAAUUUCUGGGUGAUCGUAAACAAACUCCAGAUUCGAUAACCUUUUUUCUUGGAAAAUUCAUCUAAUCUUGUACAUUCAAAUUCUGUAACGAAAAACAACACCAAAGCGAUGACAACCGCUCGCCACGACGCCAUCUUAAUUUUUACCUUUUUCUUGUGAAAGUUGGUUCUAAUAUAGCCCUCCCAUAGCUUCGAUUUGAGGUUAAUACACUAAUGUUGGUAGAACAGUGCCAAACAAAAUCUCUAAUUUAUCCAAGAUCUAGAAAUAUUUAGCCAACCAUUCAGGAUAACAUCAAACGUCAGCUCACACAUCAAAACAGUAUUUUACCGCACACUACAAGCCUACACCCUAUGAUGUAUAACUUAACGAAAGUAGAUUAUUUGGCCAUGUUUCUCCUUCCUUUAUUAAAAACGACCUUCUUUAUGGUCACAGUUCAAAAUUAGCCAUACACAGGAUACUGUAUACACUCCAUAUAGCACCCACUCUCUUUAACGGCCAUC
This is a messenger RNA of Hydractinia symbiolongicarpus, 7514 nucleotides long. Its product is annotated as proline dehydrogenase 1, mitochondrial-like. Gene Ontology annotation, molecular function: FAD binding; proline dehydrogenase activity; calcium ion binding. The record is from RefSeq and is a predicted model, not a curated record. The transcript is spliced from 3 exons. The coding region runs from base 259 to 1845 and encodes 528 amino acids. Gene Ontology annotation, cellular component: mitochondrion. NCBI's taxonomy places the organism in Eukaryota, Metazoa, Cnidaria, Hydrozoa, Anthoathecata, Hydractiniidae.